Messenger RNA from Entrophospora candida, 204 nucleotides. Lineage: Eukaryota; Fungi; Glomeromycota; Glomeromycetes; Entrophosporales; Entrophosporaceae. The record is from the annotation of a GenBank genome assembly.
AUGGAUGAUCAAAGUUAUGACAAUAAUUCGGUUAAUGGUUCUAAUAACCAAAAUCCUAAUCUUGUUCUUUAUUCAAACGGAGAAACAAAUUUUACUAUCUCGGCUCCUAUUCAAAACAAUCAAAAUGCCGAAUUUACCGACUUUAUCCAUGGAAACUUAGCUCACGACAAUCUCAAUCAACAAGGCUCUUUUAGCGGCUAUUCU